AUGAAUUUGAAAGUAUUGUUGAUAGCUGUUUUGCCGUUCAUGGCAGCCAAGGUUACAGCAGAGACUGAAGAAGAUGAAACAUUGACAGUCACUAGGACACACUUUGUGACUAACCCUUGCGCCAGCUAUUUCGCCAGCAGUCUAUUACCAAACAACCCGGAAGGAUUGACUACAGGAAUUCCUGUUGUUUUCGUUCAAGUUCCAAAAGCCAAUGCGAAUCAAAAAGAGAAGAUUCAAGUAACUUCCACUAUUACGCGUACCAAUACCCACAUAGUCUACAAGACUGGAGUGCCGAAAUCAAAAGGUGGAAUACAAAGCAAGACAAACAACGACGCUUCAUGUAGCACGAUCACUGCGUAUUCAACAAUCACCCAUGAAACCUCCACUUGCUCGUCUGAUAAAUGUCAAGUCCAUACCUACACAACUGUCCUUCCAAGUGUUUACACCAUCACUGGAGACACCACGGCAGAGGAGACGUCCACGGCUAAAGUAAAAUCGAAUCCGGAAAGCCAAAAGGCAACUAACAAGAUCCAGGGGUCACUCAGCUUAUCAGGUGUUGUUGGAGAUGCGUCACGCGAUACACAACUCGCCUCUCCCUCAACCACCUCCGUUGACGUUGCCGAAACCACCACAACGUCAACUAUAUUUAGUGCCACUAAAACACCAGAAAGCACUUACAGCCCCUCAACUUCCUUGGAGUCAUUACCUACAACAAAAUCAGCUCCAGUAACUUCACAAUCAGUUGUUUCAGAAAGUAAAUCAGUAACAAUAGAUAUUUCUUCGAUAACAGAUGAUGUCACAAUUUCAAAUAACGCAACCGAAGUAUCAACAAUCAAUAGCAACUCAACAAGUGCAUCUCAAUCAACGUCCAGCAAUCCUUUAUCUGAGUCAUUACAGCCGCUUGAGACCACGUUGUCUACCAUUCUCAUUAGUGCUUCCGCCACCGGGCCAUACUUCAACUCAUCAAUAGUGUCAACCUCAUACUUGACAAGUGCCAUAUCUACCGAAUCAUUUGAAACAUCCAUAUCUAGCUCGCAAUCACCGUCAGAAGAAUCAUCAGGUGAAUCUUCUUCCACGCCCACCUCCUCAAAAGAAACUGAAGUUGCCAUAGCCACUGAUACCUGCUAUUCAGGAGAUUUGUUCUCACCUAUUGAUACCAAUGCACCACCUUCAAUCUUCCCCAGACAGCAAUUACCCUUAUCAAUCCCAUCGGGUGUGAACAACAAUGGUGCACCUAUACAAACUAACAAGUUUUAUGCAAAUUUAUUCCUAGGCGAUCAAGACUUGAUGGUUUAUACUUAUCCUUAUGGAUUGUACUGGAGCAAAGAAAGCUACUAUGGCUUCGGGGUUCAGCACACAAACGUGUCCGAUCGAGUAUUUGGAUCGCAAAAUACAAACAAUCGUGGAGUUUCAUCUUAUUACUUUAAUCCCACCAACAAUGGAGAAAUAAUUCUCUCAGCUACCGAAUUUGCUCACAGUUCAAUGCAUAUGGGACUCAGCGAUAUGACAGAAAUGGCGGCUAAAGUCAAGCUCUCAACCACUGCCGGUCAAGAUUUGAACUAUCUCGAAAUUCCUAUCGUUCAAGGUAUGGGAUUCGUCACAGGGGUUUACAACGGUAACUUAGUUCCGGAAUUGAAUUCAUUGUAUGGCUUCAGAACUUUGGAAUUGGAAGAGUCUGACGCUUUGCUAUCAAAUAUAUUGAAAUACAGAGCAACUCUAUUUAAUGGAGUCAACUGGUUGAUUUACAUAACGUUGCCAACAGAAAAUGACGAUUUUGAACUCAUUGCAGAAGACUCAUAUCACUUAAAAGCGUCAAAGUCUGUCGAUGGAUUGAUCAUCCAAGUUGCUAUUGCCCCCGAGACUUCAAAGGAUCAAUUUUAUGACGCAGCUGCAGGAAUGUACGUAACAGAUGCCUCUAUUCAAGGGAGCGUUGUUUGCUCAUCAUCAGCAUUAUACCUGUUUGUAUACGAAACAUCCGGUUCUUCAUCCAGUGGCAAUCCAAUCGUAUUCACUUUGCCACAUCACCUCCAAACAUUGACGACAACGUCCGGGGCAACAGGAAUAACUGUUUCUUCCCAAACUAAAGGAGAAAUGACUGCAUUCUUGACCAAGAAAUUAUCAUUUUCAGACACAAUUGAUAAAAAUAUCAAGUUUUUGCCAUACAUUGCUGGAAAAACUGGCCAAUUAUCAUAUUCUAGCGACCAAUUGACACUUCUUGCCACUUCAGCAAAUGACGAGCUUGCGGUAGACAUUGCAAGCACUGUUGCGAACAUGAAUUCCAACUAUUUUUCGGGUAAAGUUCUUGACAAAUAUGCACAAAUUUUAUUAGUGGUUAGUGAAAUUAUUAAUGAUGACGCGGUAACAAAUGCAACAUUGGCCGAGUUGAAGGAUGCAUUUGAAACAUUUUUAAGCAACCAACAAUAUUUUCCAUUGAUGUAUGAUACAAAGUUCGGUGGAGUCACCUCCACUGCCGCUCAAAAUGGCGAUGACGGUGCAGAUUUUGGAAGCGCUUUUUAUAAUGACCAUCACUUCCACUAUGGAUACUUUGUUCACGCUGCUGCUGUUGUAGGUCAUAUUGACAAAAAACUUGGUGGUACAUGGGCUGAAGAUAAUAAAGAUUGGGUCAACUCUUUGGUAAGGGAUGUUGCCAACCCAUCAAGAAGUGAUCUGUAUUUCCCCGUUUCAAGAUCAUUUUCGUGGUAUGAUGGACAUAGUUGGGCGGCAGGAUUGUAUGAAAGCAAUGACGGUAGGAAUCAAGAGUCAAGUUCGGAAGAUAUUCACUUUGCUUAUGGAAUGAAGUUGUGGGGAAAUGUGAUUGAGGAUUAUGCAAUGGAGGCAAGAGGUGGUUUGAUGUUGUCCAUAAUGAGUCGUGCUUUCAACUUGUACUUCUACUACAAGUCAGAUAACACCGUUCAGCCACAAGAGAUACUUCCAAAUAAGGUCAGCGGUAUAUUCUUUGAAAAUAAAGUCGAGUAUACAACGUACUUUGGCACUCCAGACCAACAUCCAGAAUACGUCCAUGGUAUUCACAUGUUGCCAAUAACCGCAGCCAGUUCAUCAGUAAGGAUACCAUCGUACGUGCAAGAAGAAUGGCGGGAUCAGAUUUCAACGUUCAUUGAUAACGUAAACAGUGGAUGGACGGGAAUCUUGAGGUUGAAUCAAGCAAUAAUUGACCCUCGAUCGUCGUUUGAGUUUUUUAGCUCAAAAGACUGGUCGGACAGGUAUUUGGACAAUGGACAAAGUCGUACAUGGAGUUUAGCUUUUUCAGGUGGUGUUUUAUAG
Lodderomyces parapsilosis is the source of this 3282-nucleotide messenger RNA. RefSeq names its product endo-1,3(4)-beta-glucanase (gene ENG1). NCBI's taxonomy places the organism in Eukaryota, Fungi, Ascomycota, Pichiomycetes, Serinales, Debaryomycetaceae. Gene Ontology annotation, cellular component: cell surface. The transcript has a single exon. The record is from RefSeq and is a predicted model, not a curated record. Bases 1 to 3282 code for a protein of 1093 amino acids. Gene Ontology annotation, molecular function: endo-1,3(4)-beta-glucanase activity; glucan endo-1,3-beta-D-glucosidase activity.